Molecule: messenger RNA, 1145 nt
Organism: Closterium sp. NIES-67
Lineage: Eukaryota; Viridiplantae; Streptophyta; Zygnematophyceae; Desmidiales; Closteriaceae
Source: the annotation of a GenBank genome assembly
CUUGCCCAUGCCGAGCUUGAUAACACUUGGUGGGGGGCAGCAGUGCAGUACGCCAACUGGGUGAAGAACAGGAUGGGCAGCAAGGGGCUUGGAGGCAAGAGCCCAUACUCCUUAUGGACAGGGAAGGUGCCGAAUGUUUCCAUGGCACGAGUGUGAAGGUGCAUGGCACAGUAUAAGGUACCUGACCAGCAAAGGAGGAAGCUAGAUCCUAAGGCACAGUGGGGGAUCUUCCUUGGGGUUUCUGAGAGGAGCAAGGCUUGGGUGCUGUGGAGUGUAGCUGACCAGCGUGUGAUGGAGAGCCGUGAUGUGGUUUUCCAUGAGGGGCUGAAUUUUAAGGGGUGGAAGCAGCAUGGUACAAGCCAAAGUGGGACUUCCAUUCAAGACCCUCAUACGGCUUCUAUCUUUGAGGGGGCAUGGGAGGACCCUGGAGAUGAAGGGGAGGAGCAGCAGGAGGAGCCAGAACCAGCUGAUCCUAACCAUGAGGAGUCCCGAGAGACAGAUUCUACCCCUCAGCCAGCCACGCAGGCCGAUGCGCGUGAUGAUCAGCCGGAGCAGCAUGUGCCUUCAACUCCAUCGAGAAGCAGUUGGCAGCAGUUGUUGAACCAGCAGCUGUCCAAGACUCCAAGGACUCCAAUGAAGAGGGUGACUUGGGAGGAGAAGCUGCGGAGGCUGGAAGAAGGAGAGGCAACACCUCUGCGACGCAGUGCUCGAAUUUCCCAGCCACCUGAAAGGUUUUCACCGGGGCACAUUGCACGCAUGCAUGAUCAUCUUGUGUCUGAUUUGGAUGAUUGCAUGCUUGUGGACAUGCAUGGGCAUGAGUAUGCUCUUGAUGUGUGUCUAAUGGGUCAGGUGCAUGAGCCUAGGUCAGUCCAUGAGGCGCUGAACCGUCCCGAAUGGGUUGAGUCUAUGCAUGAGGAGCUUGAGUCUCACAAGGUAAAUGGAUCAUUUGAGCUGGUUGAUGCAGCCGUGGUACCACCUGCCACAGAUUGCCUUUGCAGUCUCACAGCUAUCUAAGGUCGCCUCUUGUCCUAAAAUGUUCCACUUGCAGGCCGCUAAGAGAGUGCUGAGGUACCUGAAAGGUGGUGUCAAGUCAGGUAUCUUCUUCCAAACACAGCCCCAGUCUCAGGUCCAGCUAGUUGGCUUCA